This is a messenger RNA of Heteronotia binoei (common prickly gecko), 1588 nucleotides long. It is a transcript of the gene IFT38, whose product is annotated as clusterin associated protein 1. Gene Ontology annotation, biological process: cilium assembly. Lineage: Eukaryota; Metazoa; Chordata; Lepidosauria; Squamata; Gekkonidae. The transcript has 13 exons. The record is from RefSeq and is a predicted model, not a curated record. The coding region runs from base 152 to 1393 and encodes 413 amino acids. Gene Ontology annotation, cellular component: centrosome; cilium; intraciliary transport particle B.
ACGGCGCGCCUUCGCCUCCUUGUGGUUCUUGAGCCCUGCGACGCGCCGUAGGAGCGUUGCUAUAGCGACAGCGGCCUGGUUUUGAAAAGCGGCGCUCCGAAGCCUGGGCUGCUGUGGUUUUGGAAACAAGACUGAGGCAUUUGAGGCAGCGAUGUCUUUCCGCGACCUCCGUAAUUUCACCGAAAUGAUGAGGGCUCUGGGAUAUCCCCGGCUCAUCUCCAUGGAGAAUUUUCGCACUCCAAACUUCAUGCUGGUUUCUGAGAUACUCCUUUGGCUGGUGAAAAGAUAUGAGCCUCAGACCGAUAUCCCCUCAGAUGUGGAGACAGAGCAAGAUCGGGUCUUCUUCAUUAAGGCGGUCGCUCAGUUUAUGGCAACCAAAGCUCACAUCAAGCUCAACACCAAGAAGCUGUACCAGGCCGAUGGCUACGCGGUGAAGGAGCUGCUGAAGGUCACUUCCAUGCUUUACAACGCCAUGAAGACCAAAGGCCUCGACGCUGUCAACGUGGAUGAGGAUGAUGUGGGGAAGUUCAAGUUCGACCUUGGCUCGAGAAUUGGCGAGCUGAAGGCAACCAGGCAGCUGGCCUCCGAGAUCACUUCCAAAGGCGCCUCCGUCUACGACUUGCUGGGCAAAGAAGUGGAGCUGAGGGAAAUGAGAACCGAAGCGAUUGCCAGACCUCUGGAGAUAAACGAGACGGAAAAGGUGAUGAGAGUCGCUAUCAAGGACAUCUUGGAACAGGUCCAGAAAACCAAAGACUUGCUCAGCAAUGUGGCUGCAGACGAAACCAGCUUGGAAGCCAAGAUCGAAAAGAAGAAGGCGGAGCUGGAACGGAGCCAGAAGCGGCUGCAGACCCUCCAGAGCGUUCGCCCAGCCUUUAUGGACGAAUAUGAGAAGAUUGAGGAGGAGCUGCAGAAACAGUACAGCUAUUACCUGGAGAAGUUUCGGAAUCUGGCCUACCUGGAGCAGCAGCUGGAUGACCAGCACCGCAUGGAACAGGAGAGAUUUGAGGAAGCAGAGAACACCUUGCGUCUGAUGCAGAACAAGCUGAAGGAGGAAGAGAAACGCUUACUGAAGACUGGAAGUAACGAGGACUCAGACAUUGAGAUCCACGAGGACGAGGGGUCCGACAGCGAGAUGGACGAGCAGCAGCUCAUGAAGCAGCACACGGCCAUGGAGAUGCUGAUGCAAGGGAGACCCAACAAGCGAAUUGUGGGCACCAUGCAAGGCGGUGACACGGAUGAUGAUGAGGAUUCUGAAGACAGUGAAAUCGACCUGGAUGACGACGACGAAGAUGAUGAGGACCUGGAAGACGACAGCAUCGACAUCGCCCCCAACAAGACAAGCCGAAGGGUCAGGAAGCCGGAGCCACUGGAGGAGAGCGACAACGAUUUCUGAGCCCCGCCCCCCAGGAAACAGAUCGGAUUGAACCCCGCCGCGCGCUCGUGGCAAGUUUUAUCCGUCUCGCACAGAAGCCGCCACCCGGGACUCUACUUUCAGAGGGCCAGCAGAAGCAUUCCGCAGUCUUUUGUUGCCCGCGAGCCAGACUGUCCUGCUACAAGCAUGUUUUCUUCAAAUAAAUGGCUACUUCUC